This is a messenger RNA of Hyposmocoma kahamanoa, 3127 nucleotides long. Its product is annotated as fukutin-related protein. Lineage: Eukaryota; Metazoa; Arthropoda; Insecta; Lepidoptera; Cosmopterigidae. Bases 1 to 1494 code for a protein of 497 amino acids. The transcript is spliced from 5 exons. Gene Ontology annotation, cellular component: Golgi apparatus. The record is from RefSeq and is a predicted model, not a curated record. Gene Ontology annotation, biological process: protein O-linked glycosylation via mannose.
AUGCUCUAUCGUCUACUUCGUUGCCGUUUGACGUUCAAGCUUUAUAUAAUUUUGACCAUUAUAGUGAUUGUUUCCUUAGUUGCAUAUUUCUUCCCCCAAUAUAAAAUCUAUUCAAUCGCUCCUGUGACUGUGACUCCGAGUGUGCAGCCGAAAAAUUCGCGGCAUUUGUCCAAGUUGAUGACUGUGGUGUUCCGUCAGUUUGAAAAGUUCGAAAAUGACGUCGCUGACAGUGUACAGUCAUUCGUAUCUGCGUUUCCAAAUAUGCCCAUGGUUGUGGUGUGUGAGACCACACCGUAUCCACCUUUCCCCUUUUCAGCCACAAAUGAAACACUGCGUAACGUGAAGGUUGUGUCACUGGAGAUGAGAUUAAAUGCUUCACCACAGGAUCUGAGGCCUUUAAGUUAUAUUAGCACGGAAUUUGUCCUAUUUGUACCUGAUUCAACCCGCGCAUUGCGGAGAACGUUGCAGCAGGCGGCUGUAGCGAUUACCGCGUAUCCUACUCAUGCUAUAGCAUUAGGAGUGGGCAACGCUCGGCUUAUCUGUCAACAAGUGAAGUGGAACUAUGCUGACUGGACACUGCAGUACAGCAAAGAUGCUUCAGGCAAGCUAUGUGAUGCCAUACAUGGCCAACAUGCACUGUUGAUCAGAACUUCUCUGUUACAUACACUACCUCAACCAUUUUUGCUGCCAUUUCCUGAAUCUCUUUAUUUACAGACUACUGUUAAAAAUGUUAAGGUACAAAUAUUAGACAGCAAGUUGGGUGCUGGACGUAGUGUACUUAAGUCGCCUGCUGCCAAGCAAAGGGCACAACGUCGUAUGAGGGACAAUAGAGUAUCACUGUACAAACAACUAGGAGUCAAAGCUGUAAUAAGAGAGGAUGGCAGGGUGCAGUGGUUUGGAUGUAAGAGGGAGACUCAGCGAUGUUUUCCAUCAGUACAAGGUACACCAUCUUACAUCCUGGCGGGACGUAACACUCCGCCGUGCUGCCGCCGCAACAUGCGCCGCGCCGCAGCACAUGUCUUGCGAGGCUUGCAGCAAGCUGGAGCCCGUUGUUGGCUGGAAACUACAUCACUUCUAGGGGCUGUUGUGCGGGCGGAUAUUCUUCCAUGGGCAGAAUACAUAGAAAUAGGCAUCCACGCAUCUGAUCUCUCCCGCGUAUCGUGGCUGCAACGCGGCGGUGCUGACGCUGAUGGCUUUGUUUGGGAGCGAGCGACCAAAGGCCAUUACUACCGAGUAGCAUAUUCGGCUACCAACAGAGUCUAUGUGCUUGUACUGCCUUUCACACCAAAGAAUGGUACUAUGUGGCCUGCAGAUUGGGUUCUUAGUAAUCAGAAACCCUUUCCUGAACGGCAUUUGCAUCCUUUGGCACAGAUUCAGUUUGCGGGCCGCGACGCACCUGCACCGAACGACGCUCGCGCAUUUUUAGACCUGAAACUUGGUGGCAACGCCGUUGAGCGAUGCAAUGCUAUGGGACCUAAGCUUCUGUAUCCGUAAUAUCUUCACCACUUAGGUUUCUAAUUUCUAACCACACCAGAUGCUACAUAACAUGCCUUGUAUUGGGUUUCAGACACUUUAGUAAGGUACCUUAUUCAAUUGAAAUGCUGAAUUUUGUUGAUGUUGAUUGUCACAUUUAGUCCUCCAGUAUUAUUACGGAAUUUUGUUGAAAUAAUUUCUUCCAUUGACAAAGAGUGUUAAUGUAAAAAGCCCAUCUUCCUAGAAUUCAAAUAACUCUAUAGAUAGAAUAAAAUUGUUGAGUGUAUGGGCCCAACCUUUGAAAAGUGAACUAGCACAUUUAUUUUCACACAAGAUGUGGUUAUAUACAAUUACAAUUAAUUCAGUUGUUCAUAGUGUAUCUUUUACAUUAUGAUUAUGAAGCUGAACUGACUGUUGAAAUUUCCUGUAGUGUUCAUGAAAAAAUUAACUUUGUUUAUUUACUAUCUGUAACACAUUCUAGCUAAUGAAAUAUCCAUGCACUGUAUAGGUUAACAAAAACGGAAAAGACAGGAAUUGAAACUAUUUUUCCGGAUUUAAAUCGCGUAUAUUUUUUCAAACAAAAACACUUUCUUCCUUUUGUUACGUACUUGUGUUAUUUCACUAAAAAAUACCUGUUCUCAUUUGGACCAUCUUUUGUAGAAGUGUCAAUUAUUUGUUCUUUUAAAAAAUCAAACAAAUUAUAGUUCCGGACUCUUUUUCCAGUUCUUCAUGGCGACGGUUCAUUGGUUAGAUUCGAAAAAAUACUUUCAUUUCCAAUCGCUAAGAACUCGACAUUUGUUCCAUUUCUACUCUUUAGGGCGAGGCCAUACAAGCGUAAAUGUCAGCGCCACACUGACAUUGUUUUCAAAUCGAAUGGAUUUGCUUUUAGAGUAGCUCAACACGUACCGUAAUUCAGCCGCAUAAUGGCCAGCGCAAACCGGCGAUUGGCAGGGGAGAACAUCGAAGAGGAUCUUUCCCCGCCAGCGCACACUGAUGAAGGACACGCCACCGGUCGCUCGGAUUUGAAUCCAUUGUACCGGCGACUACGCAGUCGAAAAGUCCACUGCGCAUACCGACGCUUCCAGCCGCAGUAUCCUCUAGCGCAAAGAGAAAUGUGCUGCGAUGCCGAAGUCGGCCUCAGAGUUUUGAUAUUUAUAUUUUAUAAAAUUUAUUUCUUCCAAAGAUCAAUGUUAUGCGAUUGAUUUAAGCUCUAUGGCAGAACAACACAACUGAACUUUGUAGUGCACUAAAUUGUUAUUCUAGUUAUACCACAGAGGACGUCACCUUAACAACUCUACCUAAUAUGUUUCAAGCGUCGCAAUCUAUAAAGUAUCAACUAUCAACAUAGCUGAAGAGAUAUUAAAUGGUAUUAAUGGUUGAAUCUCAUUAUAUCAAAUGGUUUUACAAUAUAAAAAGUCUUAGUAUACAAAUGUAUCUCGACAAUGAUUCAAAGUGUCUUUACGUUAAGUUCUUGUUAAAUUCGCCUUAUAAAACGAUAGAAUAUAUUUUUAUUGAAAACAAAUGUAUUUUUAGGUAGAAUUGUAUUGCUAAUUCUAAGCAAUAACGAAGCUUUUUCAAUGCAAGAAUUUAGUGAGUAGUUGUUUUUGUGUGUGAUCUUUAAUAAUGCUUGUAUUUUAAAUAUAAACUUUCAAUC